Messenger RNA from Cornus florida, 2615 nucleotides. RefSeq lists its product as uncharacterized. The coding region runs from base 783 to 2585 and encodes 600 amino acids. Lineage: Eukaryota; Viridiplantae; Streptophyta; Magnoliopsida; Cornales; Cornaceae. The transcript is spliced from 2 exons. The record is from RefSeq and is a predicted model, not a curated record. Gene Ontology annotation, cellular component: intracellular membrane-bounded organelle.
UGCAUGCCAAGUUAUGGUCUUUAUAUUUUCGAUUUUGUACCUCUUCUUACCCAAAAAGAAAAUAAAACAUCUCUAAUUGAUCCAAAAAAAAAAAAAUCUCUCACACAGAUAAAUAAGUUUGAAUUGCAGCCAACAAUCAUAUUUGAGCUCACCAUUUUAUAAUACACAGUUAAAAAGUAUUCACACAUUAAAUGCCAUUAUGCCAACAAAAAUAAACUAAAUAAUAGCGGGAGCAGAAGCAUUCAUGAAAACUAGAAAGAAAAAAAAGAAGAAGAAAAAAACACUCUAAGGCAGGGCCUAGCCCAUAUCUGGUUCAGUAGUAACUCAUUAAUAUGCUCUAGUUUUAGUCUUUGGACUCGGGAUCAGAAACAUCCAAUAUAGUCUCUUUGGGCUUGUUAUGUUGUACUCGCUACUUUAUUACACACACACACACUCAAUGCCUGAGACGAAACUCUAAACUUUUAGACGAAAAAUCCAUGCGCCAGAUUUUACGUUUCCAUUUCUAUCACAGAGGAAUUAUGUGCCAUAUACUCUCAAACAUGUCCCCUAUUUCUGUGAUCUCAACAGAAGUUAAUUGAAUUGUUUCAAAUCUGAAUUUUCCAGAUAUAAUAUCUGGUACCUAAACUGUUUGAUGAAAUGCGCAAAAGAAAUGUGGUGGCUUGGAACCAAAAUUGCUUUGUCUUUUUCCUUCUGCAUUGCGCUUAUUAUUUCUUAUUUGUUACCAUAGAAGUUCAUUUUCAUAGCCAACAUUGUUCCAGAGGAUAAGGGUCUCCACCACAGUGAUGGAAAUUCUACCUUUUGUGCUUCAUUUUCAGACGCUGUGGUUGCUGAUGUUCAUCUUUAGGCUUGCAUCUUCAUACGUGGAUUUUGAAGCUCCAGAUAAUCCUUCGAUAAUGUACACAUACAAUCGCUGUGCUGAGAUAGAAAAGCAGUGUGGUUCUAUUUUAUCAUCAGCCUCUGAGUUAGAACCUGAUGAUAACAGGGGCGACAGAUUAAGAAAAGAGCACUUCUUCUUGAAUGGAGAUUGGUACCAGGAGUCGGGUGGAGCACCAUUUAUGCCAUUUGGUGUUCAUGACAUGCCAGGGCCUCCCAUGAAAUUAGUCUCUUUCUGGAUCAUGGACGUGGAUCCAGUUUGUAGAGCUAAAAAUGCGAUUAGUAUCAGUGGUGCAUUGGAAAUUGCCAAAACUAGAAGAAGCUUGUACUCGUCCAAACCUUAUCAAUGGUCCCCAAAAUUUUAUACGGCACGAGGGAUCUCUAGUCUCACUAUUCUCUUUGAAGGGAUAUAUAUUGAGACUGAGGAUAAUGGAGGAAAGCACUUGAUGUGUUUGUUGGGGAAUGCAACAAUGCCUACUUCAAGUCAAUUUGUUGAUUCAUUGGAAUCUAUGCAUGAAUAUGGUGAAUAUAGGCGUGGGUACAAAUAUGAGCCCACCCUUGUACAAGAUGAUCAAAUCAUGCUUGUUCUUCGGUACCCCAAGGCCUUCACUUUAAGCGCUAGAGUUAUCAGUGGUGAAAUGCAAAGCAUGAACCAGAAAUGGAAUCUCACAUACUUCGAUAAAAUCCACAUAUCUUCACAGUUGGUAAGCUACUCGAAUUACCAGUUCGGGGCUGUAAAUCUCCUGUCAAAAGCUUGCAGUCCAUAUCCACAUCAAGACAAUUUGGUCAUGGAAGAUGUGAAAAUGUUUACAGGAGAUGGAUUGUGUGAAAAGCUUAUGGAUGUGGAGUUGAAUGAUAUUUUUAACAUUAUGCCAAAUUUGGAAUGUAUUGGCUGGAAAGAUUGUCAUGGUAAGCUAGGCCCAUUUGUUCUUGAUAGGAAGAUUGAGGCCUCUGAUGAGGACUUCAACCAGUUCAAGCUUAUCAUUCAGAACCUUCAUUGUGAGGCAAGAAUUGAUGAAAAUGAGAUGAAAACUGCAAGGGUAUCUGCUGUUUUUCAAGUAUUUAGUUCAAGCAAAUAUUGGCACAGGGAAGCUGAGAGGACAGGUCUGUCAAGCAUGACACUUUCUGCAGAGGGAAUAUGGCAUUCUUCAGAUGGGCAACUCUGUAUGGUUGGUUGUCUUGGCCAAGUUGGUGGUCGGUCAGAAAGAUGCAGUUAUCGUAUCUGCUUGUACAUUCCUCUUACUUUCUCUAUUAAGCAACGAAGUAUGGUGUUUGGGACCAUAUCUAGCAUCAAUGAGACAGACUCACAUACUUCUCUAAUGUUUGAUAUAGCAGCAAGUCUUAAAUAUUUUUCAAAUAAUCUGCAUUGGAGUAGAAACUUAAAAUGCUCCUACAGAUAUUCUAAGAUUAUGCAGGCAAGUCAGUUUCAGAAGAGAAGCAAGCCCUCCAUAUUGGGAACCAUCCUUAGGAACUCAUUUCUUCAGUAUCCAUCACCAAAGGGUAAUGACGAAGCAAGUUUCACUUUUCUCUCAGAUGCGCUCUCUAAUCGUCUUUGUGCUGUACCACAGACAUUACUAAAUGCUCAGACAUCUAGGACAUUUGUCAAAAUAGAGGUAGUAUCUUUGGGUUCAUCAUGCGGACGUUAUUGGCCCCAUCUACAUGAAGAGAAACAUGAGAUUAAAAAACCAGUCUAUUCUAAUUCUGGAAAUUGAAAUUUCAGGGCAUCUCAGUAUUACUAGCCA